AUGAUCAUUGUAUUUAGGUUUCCAAAAUCCUAUGAUGAGCUCCAGUCCCGGGGCUUAGACUUCAUGUCUAUUCUCAGCGAUCAGGAGAGGGAAGCGGACGAUAAAACAGCCGUAAAGGAUAGGGAGGACAGCGAACCAAUAGUAAGGGUCGUAUCCGUGGAUAAGGAGUCCGACAGCGAGGAGUCGGAUGAAGAGAAGUCCAAAGAGAAGGAACCGAUGAUUGAACCAAAAAUACGCGACGAAAACCGAGAGAUCGGAUCGAUUGAGGGUCGGGUGUAUUGGAUGUAUGCGAAGGCCGGCGCCGGACCACUAAUGCUUAUCAUUGCUAUAACUGCCGCAGUUUUAUCGCAGAAUAUGGAUGUUAUAAUCUAUUCAUCACUAAUCGCAGCCCUAUUUGUGACGGCACUAAUCCGAGUGAUCACGUGGUUUAUGAUGUGUAUGCGGGCAUCGGUUAGACUUCAUAACAGUAUAUUUUAUAGUUUAUUACGGACUCCCAUAUCAUUCUUUGACAACAAUCCCGUCGGUCGUAUAUUGAACCGAUUCUCUAAAGACAUGGGCGGUGUUGAUGAGAGACUGCCCUCAAAUGGAUAUGAAUUAAAUAUGGCAAUAACUCAGGUCAUUGGUAUCGCUGUGAACGUGUCUAUUGUGAAACCCUAUCUAAUAUUACCGGCAGUCAUAUUAACCAUCGUUAGUCUAUUCGUGAGAAUAGUGUACAUUAAAUCAGCGAGAGAUCUACGUAGACUGGAGGGUGUGGCGAGAAGUCCAGUGUUUACUCACAUAAGCACAACACUGAAUGGGUUGGCCAGUGUCCGGGCCUUUGGAGCGCAGGCAGAGUUUGAAAAUCAGUUCAAUGUCUACCAGGAUGACACUACCGGCACGUGGUUUAUGUUUUUAGGCACAGCCCGUGUAUUGGCAAUGGUUAUGGAGUGGAUUAGUAUAUUGUAUAUAGUGGUGGUUAGUGUAGUAUUGAUGGUGUUUUAUGAAGGUAUUGGUGGUGGAAGUGCUGGACUGGCCCUGUCUUCAGCAAUAAUGUUGACGGGAAUCGCUCAGAGAGGAGUCCGACAGUCGGCAGAGUUAGAGACUCAGAUGACUUCAGUCGAGCGCAUCAUUGAGUACUCAAAACUACCACAAGAGGCGGCCCUCAACUCCGAUGACGAUCGCAAACCCCCACCUGAUUGGCCACAGAAAGGACAGAUAGAACUCAAGGAUAUAAGUCUAUACUACGAGGGAUCAGACAAACCGGUGCUCAAGAACUUGAAUUGUGUUAUAAAGAGUGGAGAGAAGGUAGGGAUCUGUGGCCGGACGGGCGCCGGCAAGUCGUCUAUCAUAUCAGCGCUGUUUCGUAUGGUUGAGCCAAAGGGGGAGAUAGUUAUGGACGGCAUUAACACGGGAUCAAUAGGUUUGCAUGAAUUGCGGUCAAAGAUCUCAAUCAUACCUCAAGACCCGGUGGUCUUCACGGGAACCGUUAGAAAAAAUUUGGAUCCUUUCGGCGAAUACAGCGAUCAAUCGAUUUGGAGUGCCUUAGAAGAGGUGCAGCUGAAGGGGGCGGUGGGGGACCUCCCGGGCCAGUUGGACGGCCAGUUAACUGAAGGGGGCGGAAAUUUGAGUGUAGGUCAGAGGCAGUUGGUAUGUCUGGCGCGGGCUAUACUGCGGCACAAUAGGGUA
This is a messenger RNA of Medioppia subpectinata, 1665 nucleotides long. The record is from the annotation of a GenBank genome assembly. Lineage: Eukaryota; Metazoa; Arthropoda; Arachnida; Sarcoptiformes; Oppiidae.